This is a messenger RNA of Diorhabda carinulata, 6030 nucleotides long. Its product is annotated as xylosyl- and glucuronyltransferase LARGE2s-like. The transcript is spliced from 11 exons. Gene Ontology annotation, molecular function: glucuronosyltransferase activity; xylosyltransferase activity. Gene Ontology annotation, biological process: protein O-linked glycosylation via mannose. Lineage: Eukaryota; Metazoa; Arthropoda; Insecta; Coleoptera; Chrysomelidae. The record is from RefSeq and is a predicted model, not a curated record. The coding region runs from base 718 to 2577 and encodes 619 amino acids.
GUCUUCGUACUAAGGACGGUUUUUGGAUACGUUGGAACAAACUUAUAAAUAAGAUGAAUAUUAGAUAUCAAAACAGCUAAUGAAAAUCAAGAACUUUCAAAUUAAAUCAGUGAAGUUUAUUAAUCUGUAGGCUAAAACAUUAAGUAAAAAAGAAGAAUUAUCAGCUGUUUGAAAAAUUGUCAUUCAGCUCGUUAGAUACAAAUUGGUUAUAAAUUUUAUUUUCCUAAUCCUAUUGUGUAUUUUGUAUUGUUAAACAUAUUGAAUAACAUCUAAUUUACUUCAGGGAAACUAGAUACAAUAGAUAAAUAAUAUGAUUCAAACGAUUUGAUUCUUGUGAAUAUUUCAAGCACCAAUUUUAAACUAAAGAAAACACAAAGAAGAACGUUUAUUUUAUUUUUAAAUGUCUAACAAAGAUUCUCCAUAAGGAAUUGAUAAAAGUGACAAAUUUACCUUUUAAAAAUUCGACUAAAACGCCAAAAUGCCUUUUUUUGUAAAUUUGCGAGACAAUGGUUGAUCUUACUUAUAUUAACAACCGCUGUGCUUAUCUUUGUGAACGUUUUCCCUAGCCUAUAUACACCACAACGAAAUGUUUCUAUAAAAAAAGAUAAACAACUAGUAGAUACAUUUAAGGAUGCAAAUAUUAAGAGAACAACAAAAGACGAUCCCUGUGAAACCAUUCACAUUGGAGUCGUCUGUUCGGGGUUCAAUUCAAACCUAAUGUUCCAUACCUUACUUAAAUCUAUUUAUUUUCAUAGAGUCAAUCCGCUACAUUUCCAUAUUAUUUCCAAUAAAAUUUCAGAAAAGAUAUUGAAAAAGCUGUUCGAAAGCUGGAAUGUUGUACAAGUAAAUACAACAUUCUAUGAUCUGAAUAAUUACACACCAGAACUAAGAUGGAUUCCUAAUACCCAUUAUUCAGGUAUUCACGGUUUAAUGAAAUUAAUGUUUCCAAAAAUAAUUCCUCUAGAAAUAACCGACCGGAUUUUGGUAUUGGAUACAGAUAUGACCGUAGUUGGUGACAUAUACGAACUUUGGGCAAUGUUUAAAAAGUUCAAUAAAAAACAGGCGGUAGGAAUGGUUGAAAAUCAAAGCGAUUACUACUUGGGGUUGAACGUUUGGCCAGCUAUCGGUAGAGGUUACAAUUCUGGUGUGAUAAUGUUCAAUAUCUACUUAUUGAAAAAAUUAAAUUGGCCGAAAUUGUGGUCGGAUCUAGCGAAAAGAGACGCUCUUAUAUACGGUUCGACUCGUUUAGCGGAUCAGGAUAUAAUCAACGCAGUUGUCAAAGAACACCCCGAAAUAGUAUACGAAGUGCCUUGCGUGUGGAAUACUCAAUUGAGCGAUAGAACUUUGAGCGAAAGUUGUUACAAGAAUAACAAAGUGAAGAUAGUUCACUGGAACUCCCCGAAGAAAUAUAACGUGGAAAAUAAAGACGGGGAAUAUUUCAAGAGCGUGGCUAUUGGAUUUCAAGAACACAACGGGAAUUUGUUGAGGAAGAAGUUGUAUGGUUGCAAUAACCAACCGGUUACGGUGGCACGGAAUGACUCCGAUGAUGUGUGUUCGGAAUUUCGUAAUUUAGCUAAAAUCCAUUGGAGGACGCUACUUUUUAUUAGGGAAUAUAAGCACGUUGUUAUCGAAAAUGAUGUUACUUUCGUUGCCCAAUUAUCCUACGAUAGAUUACAGACGAUUGAAGAAUUGGUGAAAGCUUGGUCUGGACCGAUAAGUUUAACUUUAUACGUAUCCGAUCCCGAAUUAAUGAAAAGCAUAGAAUUUAUAACAUCAUCGGAAAUUUUGAAAAACAGAUGGGAUGUUGCGUAUCACGCAGUUUUUAAAGACGGAGAUUUUUAUCCUAUAAAUAUAUUGAGAAAUAUCGGUUUGAAGAACGUACAAACACCAUUCGUAUUUUUGGCUGAUAUCGAUUUCCUUCCAUCGAAAGAUUUAUAUGAAUCGUUAAUAAAACACAUUAAAAUAUUCGGAUCUUUAAAAAAGAAGGCACUAAUAGUACCAGCAUUCGAAAUACAAAAAUACGUCAACCAAAUACCGAGUGAUAAAAAUCAACUGUUGGUUGGUUUGAAGGAAAAAUCAAUUAUACCUUUUUUGACGAAUAUUUGGACUCCAGGUCAUACUCCUACAAUGUAUAAUAUUUGGAAAAAUAGUAGCAAACCUUAUAAUGUAAAAUGGGAAGUCGAUUACGAACCUUACAUAGUAGUUAGAAGCGAUGUGGUGGAAUACGACGAGAAGUUUAUAGGCUUUGGUUGGAACAAAGUUUCGCAUAUAAUGGAAUUAGAAGCACAAAAUUAUGCGUUUGUUGUAUUACCAGAUAUAUUUAUUAUCCAUAAACCUCAUACUCCUAGUUACGAUUUAGGAAGAUUUAGAACGUCUUCAGUAUACAGGCUGUGUCUUCGACUUUUGAAAGAAGAGUUUAUACAAAGGUUAAACAAAGAAUAUAAUAGAAAUUUUCCAUAUAUCAAUACUUCUGCUAUCCUACCGGAAAUUAGAAGAAGGAAGAGACAUAGCAUGUCAUUAGAUAUCCCUUCGACUACUAUAGAAACCAACACCGAUUAUCCAAACGCGACAGAAUAAUCAAUUUCAUGAAUAUUUUUCACAUCUCAAGCAUAAAAAGUACUUGUUUUAGAGCAAAACAAUAUUUUUUAAUCGGUAAUAGGGUUGGAAACAGCUUGAAAUACAAAAAGAUUCUAACCUAUAAUAGAAGGUUUGUUGAAACCUUGAAUCAUCAAAGAUAUAUUGCCAAAUAAUUAUUAUAUACCAUUAUUUUACAUAUAUAUACAAAGAUAUUAUACCAGUAGCUUCGGGUUUGUGAUAAUCAAUAAUUUAUUAAAUUUUAUUUUUAUGGGGUAGUUUAGACGUUUAAUAUAUUUUUCGAUACAUUAAUAUCAAAAAAUAAACGUAUAUAAUCAGAGGGUUUUAUAAUAAUAAAAAUGUAUAAGUGUUAUGAACAAUAUUUUCUCUAUUACCAUACUAAAAAUCUUCAAAAAUUCACUAUACACAAAACUUUAUCAUUCUAUAGGAACAUAACAUAUUAAGUCACGUAUUUUAGUAUAAAUAACUGAUUAGAAUUAUAAUCCAGGUGAUUUAGAACAAACAAAUAUUGCUUAUAUGAAACAGAUGAGACUUUAUAUUAAGGUAGCAAAAAAAUGAGUGAAAAGUCGAGUGUUUUUAAAAAAUCUAUUGAUACCGAAUUAAUUCAAGUUAAAAAGCAUCCGAACAACAUUGUUCUUAUAAAAAUAUAAUGAUAUUCAUUUCAGUAGAUGCAUUCUUGUUUCUGGAGGACAGCAACUGAGAGGAAGACCGUGCCUUCGCUGGUUGGACGACGUUGAGGCGGACCUGAUCCAGCUAGGAGUUCGACGUUAGAGGCACCAUGCUCCAGGAUAAAAAUGAUGAGGUCGAUUGUUGAGAAGGCCCUUGUUCUCAAAGAACUCAGUUAAAGAAGAAGAUGCAUUCUUGGAAGUUAUUUUUAUUACAAAAGUAUCUUCCAAGUGUUUGUUUCCUAAUAUAUUCUCCUUUAGUUCAUCAGGAGUAUAUUUAUAAGUCAAGGAUUGAUUCCAUAGCGGGAAAAAUUUGUAGAGAUUAAUGCUUUGUUGCUCCAAAAUGUUUAAAUAAGGUUUCAUCAUUUAGUUCAUAUUAUUUUCUAGUAGCGCUUCGUUAACAGCUACCUCCUUUCAAAUUCAUAAAAUUUUUAACUCUGUAAAUUCUGUAGGAAACUACACGAAAUGAUGUUUUUUGUUUACCUUGCCUGGACUAUUAUUUAUAUAGAACGAAAGAAAAAAAGGAAUUACUACUGAUAACGAUAGGUUUUCCUGGACUAUUAUAUAAAAAAAUAACUCUUGUUGAGCUCAUUUCGCAUCAAACUGUUUCUUGGUCGAUAAAAGGGGUUUUUGGGGGUUUUUGAUAGUUCCAAUAUCUAUGUAAACAUGAAGUUUAACCGUCUCAUAGCAAACUAUACAGAAUGAUUAUUUUUUGUUUACCUUGCCUGAACUUUCUUUAUAUGGAACAAAAAUGGAAUUAUUCUGAUGAAAAAACCGAAAACAGAGUACAGGGAUAAGUCCAUUUUAAUCGAAAAAAAAAAAAAAAAAUUAAAAUAAAACUAUGUACAGUAUUAUUUUUUUUGUUGUGUGGUAAUCUACAGAAAAGGAGAAUUAUUUUGUCAAAAUCACAUAAAUCAAAUGUCCUUCAUUUUGUUCUUGUUUAGACAUGUCUAAUAUUUUUUUUACCGUCCAUCAUUUGACCGCCGAUGUCUCCUAUUCGAGAUAUCACUUUGUUGGGGAAAAUUUGAAGGACAUGGCGGUGUUAGAGCGUUAUACUAUCCUGUUGAGACCAGGACGGGUUGUUGAAGCUUGUUAAAUUCUGCAACUAUGGUGUAAAAAAGUCCUCGAUCAUUCCAUAUACCGUUCCGAACUAAUAGUAACCAUCAUGCAUAGGCGCCAAAACUGUGACUUUAGAGCUAUUUAAGGGCUUUUUAAGUUUGCAUUGGUGGUUUUCGCUAUUCCAGUAGCCACAAUUUUGCCUGUUGAUGUGGAAGUGAGCCUCAUCAGAGAACAACACGUUGUUAAACGAAGUACAGCGGUUCAUAUUAAGUCUGGCUGAUUAUUUUUUGUUUAUCCUACCUGGAUUAUUAUUUAAAUAGAACAAAAAUAAAAUUAUUUUGAUAAUUCUAUACUGAAAUACCUUCCAACCAUUUAUCAGAAAAAAAAAACCUCUUAAAUGACUGGGUCUACGAUGAAUGAAUUUAAUAUAUAACUUGAAUGAUCGAAUAUUUACAUUAAUUCGAACUACUGAAUAGCAAAACUGCUGAAGAAAUUAAUAAUUUCAAAAUACACUCAAAACUGAAUACCUGAAUACACCAAGGAUUGAUGUUGAAGUAAUACGUCGAAAACUUAGUGAUGAAAACGGAAAGACGAUUGUGAGGAACCAUCAGAAGACGAUACAAGCUGAAAUUGCAUAGAAAGUGAGAGUCAUCAACUAUAAACCACUUACAUUAAAAGUUCUUCAUAACUUCAGUCUCUGAAGAUGAUAACUUCGUUAUCGAAAUGCGCGUCACUGUAAUAAUUGGUAUUGUGAACAGCAUGAAUAUCACUCUGGGACACUUGAACUCAUAUGAAUCCAUUUAUAGGACCAGUACGAACAAUGAAAAGCUGCUGGUUAACUGAAAAAUCAUAAAAUAUGAAGUUAGUGAUCUGGUGUGUAUCUGGUUGUUAAACAAAUCCAAAAUCUUCAAAUCGAACUUCUGAGAGACUCUACUUGUUCUGUACUCUGCUAUCACAAACUUUAUCAUCAAAUAUUUUGACUUAUUUCUGUCCAAUAUAUGUAAUUUCGGUAUAUUAUUUUACUGAAGAUUUUGUUUAUCACCUCACAAUUGAAUUAUCUGGUCCUUCGAGCCUUCACUGAAUUCCUUCACCAAAUUCGGCUCGAAGGAUCAGACAGUUUGAUUUUGAGGAAGUAUUCGGUUGUAUUAAACAUUUUCAUGUAUUUCUUGAGUAUAUUAGGGCGUGAAUUAUAUUUGAAAGUGACAUUAUACCCUUAAAUAUAUUCAGGGAUAUAACAUUACCUAUUUUGAUGGGUUCACAAGUGACAUUUACACCCAUUUAAAGAUGUAAUGUCAUAUAUCCGAUGAAAUUUAGCUUGCGAAGAUAUAUUUGUACAAUUAUGAUGAAAAAAGUAGAGAUAAAUUGAAUUUUAUGAUAUUUGCUACAAAAAAUUUUUCUUGAUCUGCGAAUGUCAAUUUGAAAAAAUAUGGGUACCAAAGUGAUUCUUGUAUGGUAGUAGACAAGAAUAUUAAAUUAUCUUGUUGAUACCACUUAUAUAUUAUAGUUAGUAAUAUUUAUUCUACAUAUUAGUGUAUAACAUACAAGGCGUGUUCAGAAAAUAACGAAUUUUUUUCAAUUUUACAGCUCCAGUGAGUCUGAUUGUAAAUUUUUUUAUUAUGUUGGUGAAAGUGCUCCUGAAAUAUAUUCGUUAAUCGUCAAUUUUUGAAAUUAAUAAAAUAAUUUCUAUUGAAAGUUUGUGCAAAAAACAAAA